Messenger RNA from Trifolium pratense (red clover), 1527 nucleotides. RefSeq names its product L-type lectin-domain containing receptor kinase VIII.2-like. Gene Ontology annotation, molecular function: carbohydrate binding. The record is from RefSeq and is a predicted model, not a curated record. Bases 263 to 1330 code for a protein of 355 amino acids. Lineage: Eukaryota; Viridiplantae; Streptophyta; Magnoliopsida; Fabales; Fabaceae. The transcript has a single exon.
GGAAUAUUUCAAAAAUAAAUAAAUAAUAAACUUCUCCAUUAUUAUAUUCUCUUGGUCAUCUGCCACUGCAAAAAAAGUGAACCACCACCAUGUUCCAUUACACAACAAAAUACAUUAAAUUUUCACAACCCCCAAUCCAACUUUCCCAUUAUUCUUUUACUUUCUUCAUCUCAUCUCUUCACACACUUUCAACCUUUAUACUUCAAAUGGAAUCAAAAUCAAUCAUCAAACCCUAAAAUCACAAACCACCCAAUUUUUCAUUAUGGCAUCAUUCACCACAACCCUUUACUUCAAAUCCUUAAUUUUCAUCAUUUUGUUCAUAAAAGUCCUAUCUUUUGACCCAAUUCCUUUGUUUUCUUUUGCUGAUUUUGAUAAAGAUCUGAAAUUUAAGUCCAAUGUUGCAAUUUUUGGUAAUGCUAAAGUUGUCAAUGGUGAGUCCAAGAUUCAAUUUUUUGGUUCAAGGAGUUCAAGUGCUGAAACUGGGAGAGUGAUUUACAAGAAACCCAUCAAGCUUUUUCAAGGUAAACCUAAGCAAUUAGUUUCAUUUUCAACUUACUUUACAUUUUCAAUCUCAUUGGAAAAUGGUGCUGGUUUAGCUUUUGUUAUGAUUCCAAAUGGUGUUAAAGGUGUUAAAGAUGAGAUUUUUAAUCAAAGUUCAUCUGGGUUUUCUCUUGGAUUGAAAAAUAAUGAUUUUGAAGUUAUUAGUGUUGAAUUUGGUGCUUAUAAGGAUGGUAAAAAUGAGAUUUUGAUUAGAAAUGGUGUUUCAAGUAAAGCAUAUUUUACCAAUUUGGCACUAAAAAGUGGUGAAAAGUUGCAUACUUGGAUUGAUUAUGAAGCAAAUUCAAGAAGGUUAGAAGUAAGAUUGAGUAAACAUGGAAAUUCAAAGCCAUUUGAUCCAUUGUUAUGGCACAAAAUCGAUAUAUCGAAUGUGUUAAAGAAGGAAGAGAUGUUUGUAGGUUUUAGUCCUAUGAAGGGGAAAAAUGCUUAUUUGUAUUCAUGGAGCUUUGUUUUGAGACAUUUUCCACCACAUUCUAUGCAUUCAGAGCCACUUGAUCCUAAGGUUUUUGCUAAAAACAGUGAAACUUCAAUGGUUAUUAGACCAAAUGGUAAGAAAAAGAAUGAUUGUGUUUUAAGAGUUCUGGCUGCAAUGAUAUUUGGGACUGGUUGUGGAGCAUUGGCAGCAUUCACUGUGCUUUAUCUGUGGACAAUCUUCGGCAAUAAACGUGCUGCAGUGGUUCCAGAAGGAUGUGUUAUGCAUCCUUUAGAUGUUGAUUAUAGGAAAGUUAAAAUUGUUGUAGAUAAUAAAACCAUUGGAGAUGGUAAUAAGUAGUAGAUCUUUUUGAGAAAACUAUUAUCUGGUUUGAAACUUGGUGUUUGUAAAUUUAGUGUUUGUUGUUGUAUUUAGUAGGUUUUGAUCUGUUGUAUGAUUAUGAUGAUUCCUAAUCUAUAUGUUUUGUAUUACAUUUUCUAUUGUUGGUCAAAUUGAGAUUGAAAUUCAGCAAUGAAUUAAAGAUUGCUUACCUUGUA